Molecule: messenger RNA, 454 nt
Organism: Scatophagus argus
Lineage: Eukaryota; Metazoa; Chordata; Actinopteri; Scatophagidae
Product: serine/threonine-protein kinase pim-3-like
Exons: 2
Coding region: 34-324 (96 amino acids)
Biological process (GO): regulation of mitotic cell cycle; negative regulation of apoptotic process; protein autophosphorylation
Cellular component (GO): cytoplasm
Molecular function (GO): protein serine/threonine kinase activity; ATP binding
Source: RefSeq, a predicted model, not a curated record
GAAGAUAACUGCAUCUUUCAUCGGGAUAUCAAAAUGGAAAACAUCCUGAUUGAGACCAGCUCAGAUGUGCCACGCGUUCGGCUCAUUGACUUCGGACUGAGCUGUUCCUUCGAGAAACAAUCAGUUUACCGUGCUUUCGGUGGUACCCUCCAACAUGCCCCUCCGGAGUGGCACUUUUGUCACUCCUAUAGACCCGGCUCCACCACAGUGUGGCAGAUAGGAGUGGCCCUUUUUGAACUGCUUCACAGAAAAGGUCGAUUUGACACCACAAGGUUCCUCAGAUGUGAGCUGACGAUCAGCAAUGAACUGUCCAAAAGUACGUAAAACACGCUGAUAUGCAAACACGAAUCUGCUCAUUUUAAUUCACAUUCUGAUGGACCGCUGUGGCUGUCAGCUCUAACUUUCUCAUCUUUCUUUCCCUCCAGACUGCCAAGAUUUUUUGCAGAAGAGUUUG